AUUCUGUGUCUGACGGCUCCUGUGCGCCGGUUAUCUCGUGCCAAUCAUCCGGCUUGGAGCUCUCCCAAAAGGAAUCGAGGCGCCGCGGGGUCGAGCUCUGGGAUGCCGUGUGACGCCAUCGCUACGAACACCAGCAGCGCUCACGGCGCUCGUCCGUCGCCUCAUAUGCUCCCUCCAGCGCACCGGCUUGCGUAUCCAGCACCGGCCUCUGCAAUUGCGGCUUUUUCACGCCCCUGCACGUGAAACGCGGACGACGGGAAAGCACUGCCGUUCUGCUUUUGUUUUGACGCCGAGGUAGCUCGCACCCGUGCGAUCGGAACGGCGGCCAAUCAGCUGAGCCCAUUAGUUAUCGGCCAGGUUGUGCCAGCUUCUGACGUUCUUUUCAUCCUCCUCCUCCAUCACUCUCCCUCCCCACUCCAUCCUCGCCGCCCUCACCCACCAUGCAGAAGUUCUCGAGGCUCGGCCGCAUCGGCCAGAGCCUGGCCCAGCGGCGGCAAUUGGCGACCGUCAGCGACGCGCCGCUCUCCAAGAAGGUCGAGAUGACCAACUGGGAGAAGGGCCACUACAUCAACUACCAGAAGAUGAGCGAGAACCUCAGCAUCGUGCGCAAGCGCCUCAACCGCCCCCUCACCUUCGCCGAGAAGAUCCUCUACUCCCAUCUGGACGACCCCCACAACCAGGAGAUUGAGCGCGGCAAGAGCUAUCUCAAGCUCCGGCCUGACCGCGUAGCUUGCCAGGAUGCCACCGCCCAGAUGGCCAUCCUGCAGUUCAUGUCUGCAGGCAUGCCCUCGGUGGCCACGCCGACCACUGUGCACUGCGACCAUCUUAUCGAGGCACAGAUGGGUGGCGCGAAGGAUCUGGCCCGCGCCAACGAAAUCAACAAAGAGGUUUACGACUUUCUGUCGACCUCUUGCGCCAAGUACAACAUUGGUUUCUGGAGGCCGGGCUCUGGUAUUAUCCACCAGAUCGUCCUUGAGAACUAUGCGUUUCCCGGUGGUCUGAUGAUUGGUACCGACUCUCACACUCCCAAUGCCGGUGGUCUCGGUAUGGCUGCCAUCGGCGUCGGUGGUGCUGAUGCCGUCGACGUCAUGGCUGGCCUUCCUUGGGAAUUGAAGGCUCCCAAGGUUAUUGGUGUUAAGCUGACAGGCGAGAUGUCUGGUUGGACCGCUCCCAAGGACAUUAUUCUCAAGGUCGCUGGAAUUCUCACUGUCAAGGGUGGAACCGGUGCCAUUGUUGAAUACCACGGUCCUGGCACCGCCGCUCUGUCGUGCACGGGCAUGGGAACGAUAUGCAAUAUGGGUGCCGAGAUCGGUGCCACCACCUCCCUGUUCCCCUUCAACGACCGCAUGUACGACUAUCUCAAGGCCACUAAGAGGCAAGCGAUCGGCGACUUCGCUCGCGAGUACGCCGCGGAGCUCCACGAGGACGAGGGUGCAGAGUACGACGAGCUUAUCGAGCUCAACCUCUCGGAGCUCGAGCCCCACAUCAACGGUCCCUUCACUCCCGAUCUUGCUACACCCAUCAGCAAGUUCAAGGAGGCUGUCAAGGCCAAUAAGUGGCCAGAAGAGCUCAAGGUCGGCCUUAUCGGUUCUUGCACGAAUUCCUCGUAUGAGGAUAUGAGCCGCGCCGCUUCCAUUGCCGAGGAUGCCAUGUCCCACGGUAUCAAGGCCAAAUCUCUCUUCACCGUCACUCCCGGUUCCGAGCAGAUUAGAGCGACUAUUGAGAGAGACGGCCAGCUGAAGACCUUUGAGGAGUUCGGAGGCUUGGUCCUUGCCAACGCCUGCGGUCCUUGUAUCGGCCAGUGGGAUCGUCGGGAUGUGAAGAAGGGCGAGCCCAACUCUAUCAUCUCGUCCUACAACCGAAACUUCACCGGCCGUAAUGAUGCCAAUCCGGCUACUCAUUCCUUCGUCACCUCUCCGGACUUGGUUGUGGCUAUGACCAUCGCGGGCACCUUAUCCUUUAAUCCCCUUGAGGACACUCUCAAGGACAAGGACGGCAAGGAGUUCAAGCUCAAGCCACCGACCGGAGAGGGCCUGCCUGCCAACGGCUAUGACCCCGGACAGGACACCUACCAGGCUCCUCCCGAGGACCGCGCCUCUGUGUCUGUCGCCGUUUCCCCCACCUCGGACCGUCUCCAGAUCCUUCAGCCAUUCGAAGCUUGGGACGGCAAGGAUGCGAUGGACCUUCCUAUUCUCAUCAAGGCCCAGGGCAAGACUACCACCGAUCACAUCUCUAUGGCCGGCCCCUGGUUGAAGUACCGUGGGCAUCUUGACAACAUCUCGAACAACAUGCUUAUCGGUGCUAUCAACGCUGAUAACGGCGAAGCCAACAAGAUCAAGAACUUCAUGACUGGCGAGUACGACGCUGUCCCAGCGGUCGCUCGUGACUACAAGAAGAACGGUAUUAAGUGGGUUGUCAUUGGUGACUGGAACUACGGCGAGGGUAGCUCGCGUGAGCACGCUGCCUUGGAGCCGAGGCAUCUAGGCGGUCUUGCUAUCAUCACCCGCUCUUUCGCCCGUAUUCACGAGACCAACCUGAAGAAGCAGGGUAUGCUUCCUCUAACUUUUAGUGACCCUGCCGAUUACGACAAGAUUGGUCCAAAUGACAAGGUCGACCUCAUGUGCACUGAGCUUGCCGUCGGUAAGCCCAUGACCCUCCGCGUCCAUCCCGCCGAUGGUGGCAAGCCCUUCGACGUUAAGCUCUCGCACACAUUCAACGAGGGCCAGAUUGAGUGGUUCAAGAACGGCAGCGCUCUCAACACCAUGGCUAAGAAGAACAAAUAAACGCCCGCAACUACAGCAUCGAUAAGACAAAUGUCUGGGGAUGUAGAUAGAAGGAAGGCAAGGACUCCAGACGCAUAUGCAAUGGCUACUGUGGAUGAGGCUAUGGAUGUUGGAGGGGAGGAAAUUGAACUUUUGCAAGGUGGCGGGUCGCCAGAAGAGGGCCAGGUAGAAUUGGCAGAGCUUUCCUUUGAUAUCAUCCGGGCUCAAAUAAGGUUGGGUCUGGCUUGUACGUUUUACGGUAUUUAGCAUGCAUUUCAUUGACAUUUUCCAUGACUG
Messenger RNA from Trematosphaeria pertusa, 3059 nucleotides. Its product is annotated as putative mitochondrial aconitate hydratase. Bases 441 to 2783 code for a protein of 780 amino acids. The transcript is spliced from 5 exons. NCBI's taxonomy places the organism in Eukaryota, Fungi, Ascomycota, Dothideomycetes, Pleosporales, Trematosphaeriaceae. Gene Ontology annotation, cellular component: cytosol; mitochondrion. Gene Ontology annotation, biological process: tricarboxylic acid cycle. The record is from RefSeq and is a predicted model, not a curated record. Gene Ontology annotation, molecular function: aconitate hydratase activity; 4 iron, 4 sulfur cluster binding.